Closterium sp. NIES-65 is the source of this 5295-nucleotide messenger RNA. Lineage: Eukaryota; Viridiplantae; Streptophyta; Zygnematophyceae; Desmidiales; Closteriaceae. The record is from the annotation of a GenBank genome assembly.
AUGGCUACCCCUAGUGUCCUAGCUUUUGACGCUGAGGGUCGCGCCAUUGAUUUUGAGGUCUGGUUAGACGACCUGCAGCUGUUCUUACAGUGCGACAGGGCUGACGACCUUUCUCUCUUUGACCUCACCUGUGGCGCCUCUCCUGCCCCUGCUGCUGAUGCUGAUCCCGCUGUCCGCUCUAAGUGGGCCACCCGCGAUGCUGCUGCACGUCUUGCUGUGCGUCGCCACCUCCCUACCUCUGAGCGUGCGCACUUUAGUCAGUACAAGAGUGCUCAGACCUUGUACGACGCUGUAGUUGCGCGCUACUCCUCCCCUGCCACUGCUGCACUGAGCCUCGCGCGCCUCCCUGACUCCCUUCGCGUCGUUAGGGACCACUUUCUCGCAGUCUGUCCCACCACCCUCACCGUCGACCUCCUCGAGAAGGCCCUCCUCGCAGCGGAGAAGAGCAUAGUCGCUGUAGGUGCUUCUCGUGGUGACCCUCGCACCCCCAUCUUUGAGGGGUGCUCUCCUUCCCCCUUGCUGCCCUCUGUUGCCUCUGCUGCUGCUGCCGACCUGCUUGGUCUUGAGUCGGUCGGCGCGGCGUCUGCCCCUAGUGGGAGACGUCGCUCCAGCAAGGGCAAGGGGGGCAAGGGCGCGGGUGGAGCUGGAGGGGGCGGUGGCGGUGGCGGUGGUGGCGGCGGAGGGAGUGGGGGUGGCGGCGGGACUAGUGGCGGAGGUGGUGGUGGUGGUGGCAGCAGUGGCGGAGACGGUGGUGGUGGUGCCAACGGUGGUGGUGGAGGCAGCGGCGGUGGUGGAGGCGGAGGAGGUGGAGGCGGUGGAGGCGGCAGCGGAGGAGGCGGUGGUGGUGGUGGAGGUGGAGCUGGUCGAGGUGGUACCCAGCAGCGUAGCGGCGGUGGUGGUGGCCAGCGCUCGCAGCGGCAGCAGCAGCAGCGCUCGCGGGACAUCCCUCCGCCUCAGCAGCUUCGUGAGUGGUAUGCUGGGCGUCAGAGGGGUGGGGGUACUGGUCCCUGCACCUACGUUCUUCGUUCCGGCGACCGCGCGGUGAUCUUUGAUCUUGAUUUUGAUGCUAUCCUUGCUGCUAUGUAUGUUGUGGAUUAUAGUGAGGAGAAUGAGGGUUACCGUUGUUUCCAGCCCGACCCGGGCAUUGGUACUGCUGCGCUAGGUGCUUGUGAGGCUGCUGCUCUAGGUGCCAGUGCGUCUGUGCUCUCAGGUACUGGUGAGACUGCGCUCUCAGGUACUGCGUCGUCCUCGUCCUCCCUCACUUUCACACUUGACUCCGGAGCUUCUCGCUCCUUCUUUCGAGACCGCACUACCCUUACGCCGCUCGGCCGGCCGGUUGCGGUCUCCCUUGCUGACCCCUCUGGGGGUCCUGUCCUGUCUCACUUCUCCACUGUCCUCCCGUGUCCGGCUGCCCCUUCGGGCACCCUGUCGGGUCUGUACCUUCCCUCGUUCUCUACGAACUUGGUGAGUGGAGCGGACCUGCAGGAUGUGGGGGUUCACCAGUUCACUCCUGCGAGUCAGCGGGUGACCCACUGCACGGAGGCACGCACAGGCCGACACCUGGCCACGUUCUCGCGUCGGCCGGGGUCGAGUCUCUACACCCUGACCGUUGAGUCUCCUCCUGUCCCUGCGUCUGGUCAGGUGGCUGCGUCGGGUCAGGUGCUUGCUGCUGCGUCCCGUCUCUCCCUCCUCUCCCCUCCGGGCCAGGACCUUCCUGUGUCCCCUGUGUCGAGGGUCGCCUCCGGGCUACUCCUCACUCCUCCCACUUCCCCCCGACAGAGGCUCUCCUGCAGACGCUUCACAUGGAUGUGUGGGGCCCAGCCCCCGUUCCGUGGGCAGGGUUACGAGCGCUACUUCCUGUUGGUGGUUGACGACUACUCGCGUUACACCACAGUCCUCCCCUUGCGCAGCAAGGGUGCGGUCACUGAGGUAUUGAUCGACUGGAUCCGCGAGGCUCGUCUCCAGCUCAGGAAGAGCUUCGGCUCGGACUUUCCUGUUCUGCGUCUGCACUCUGACAGAGGCGGAGAGUUCUCUUCUCGCCUUCUGCGGGACUACUGUCGUGCACGGGGGAUCCGCCAGACCUUCACGCUUCCGGACUCACCACAGCAAAAUGGGAUUGCUGAGCGCCGCAUUGGCAUGGUCAUGGAUGUCGCUCGUACGUCCAUGAUGCAUGCGGCUGCCCCCCAUUUUCUGUGGCCGUUUGCGGUGAGGUACGCGGCGCAUCAGCUCAACCUUCACCCCCGGGUCUCUCGGCCUGCGAUGUCCCCAGCCUUGCUGUGGACGGGGAAGGUUGGCGAUGCGUCUGUGUUCCGUGUCUGGGGAUCUCGGGCGUUUGUCCGCGACUUGUCUGCGGACAAGCUGUCCCCUCGUGCUGCUCCCUGUGUCUUCCUUGGCUUCCCCACUGACGCCCCAGGGUGGCAGUUUUACCACCCCUCCUCUCGUCGUGUUCUGUCCUCCCAGGACGUCACGUUCGACGAGUCAGUCCCCUUCUACCGUCUCUUCCCCUACCGCACUCCUUCCCUUCCCCCUCCCCCGGACUUCCUUGUGCCGGUUCCCCCCCCGGUAGACCCCCUCCCCCCUCAGGUUCCUGCCCCCUCAGGUGUGUCCCAGGUAGACGCCGUUGACCCGGUCGAGGUUACUGGUGACUCUGGUGCUGCUGCGGGUGCUGAGCCUGGGGGUGCUGACUCUGGGGGUGCUGUGCGCGGGGGUGCUGAGCCUGGGGGUGCUACUGCUGGGGGUGCUGGGCCUGAGGGUGCUACUGCGGAGGGUGCGGAGCCUGGGGGUGCUGAGCGGGGGGGUGCUGUGCCUGGAGGUGCUGGGUCUGGGGGUGCUGGGUCGGGAGCUGCUGAGCCUGGGGGUGCUGAGCUGGGAGCUGCUGAGCCUGGGGGUGCUGCGUCUGGAGCUGCUGAGCCUGGGGUUUCUCCUGCUCCUGCGUCUCGCCGGGAGCCCCUCUCUCCACAGGAGCUGCGCGAGUGGUUCGCUCGCCGCUGGAGGCGUGCUGCUGAGUCUGGAGGUGCUGCUGGAGCUGGAGCUUCUUCGACUGUCGAGGGUGCGGGUGCUGCCGGUCCCGGAGCUGCUGGACCUGCGGGUCCUCCUGGAGCUGGAGCUGCUGAGGGCGCUGGUGCUGAGCCUACUGCUGUUGGUCCUGCCGCUGGAGGUGUGGGUGGCGCUGGUGCUGUCGCUGAGGGUGCUGGUGCUGUCCCUGCUGAGUCUGGAGCUGCCGCGCGGCCUCGGCCGUACUUCGUUCCGCUCUUGCAGCAGGUUCUUGGUCUUUCUCCUCCAGUAGAGGGUCCACCGCCUGUCCAGUCGCAGUCCCUGCUGGAGCCUUCCUCUCCACUGCCUGCUCCCUCUCCUUACACUGGUCCUACUGGAGGUCUUGCUGAGCGUCGUGAGCCUGCGUCUCGUCCCGCGUCGCCUGCUCGUGCUGCUCGCGCUAGUGGUCGCAGUUCGCGUCAGCGUCCUCCUCCUGUCCCUGGCACGCACCGGAUGUCUCUGCGUCCGUCCACUGCUCCUCUGCGUGCCCCUUUGCCUUCUCCUCCUGAGUCCUCUCUUCCUGCGCUUGCCGACCCUGAGUCGGACUCUCUUCGUGCUGCCAGUCCUACUGUCACGCGUCUGCUUGCUACUGUCGUCACUGACCCCUCUUUUGAGUCCACUGCUGCGUCUGCUCUAGUCGCUGAGCUCGUCGACUUUGCUGCUCGCUGUCGUCUCGACUACGCUGCUAGUCUUGUUGCUGAGUCUGCGUCUGUCUGUCCUCCGUCCGUCGGGGGUGAGUGUGCUCUUGGCACGGACGUCCUAGAGGACAGGCAGGAGGAGUUACAGUGUCUAGCGGCUGCUUCACCUCAUCUCGCGUCUGUCCUGCUUGCCCCUGAGGGAGACCCGGAUGCACUAGACAUCCCGACUCCGCGUUCUUACGCGGAGGCCGUAGAGGGUCCCUACUCCUCUCAGUGGCAGGCAGCUAUGGAUGCAGAGAUGGCCUCCUGGAAGUCCACAGGCACCUACGUUGACGCGGUUCCCCCUCCUGGGGCGAACAUCGUCAGUGGCAUGUGGAUCUUCAGGGUGAAGCGGCCGCCGGGCUCUCCACCUGUCUUCAAGGCGCGGUACGUUGCUCGUGGCUUCAGUCAGCGGCAGGGAGUUGACUACUUUCAUACCUUCUCUCCCACCCCGAAGAUGACCACUCUUCGGGUGCUGCUGCACAUAGCCGCUCAGCGCGACUACGAGCUUCACUCUCUCGACUUCAGCACUGCGUUCCUGCAGGGUAGCCUGCACGAGGAGAUCUGGCUGCGCCGUCCACCUGGCUUCACUGGGACUUUCCCUCCUGGCACCCAGUGGAGCCUCCGACGGCCAGUCUACGGUCUCCGCCAGGCACCGCGUGAGUGGCACGACACACUGAGGACUACGCUUGCGGCUCUUGGGUUUGCUCCUUCUACUGCUGACCCGUCGCUGUUUCUUCGCACCGACACUUCCCUGCCGCCGUUCUACAUCCUCGUGUACGUCGACGACUUGGUCUUUGCCACAGCGGACACUGCUGGACUCGCCUACGUGAAGUCCGAGCUGCUGAAGAGACACACGUGCACAGACCUGGGUGAACUGCGCAGCUACCUUGGCUUGCAGAUCACUCGGGACAGAGCACGCCGCACCAUUACCUUGACUCAGUCACACAUGGUGCAGCAGGUCCUUCAGCGCUUCGGCUUCACGUACUCCUCGCCUCAGGCCACUCCUCUGCCUACUCGCCACUCACUCUUAGCUCUGCCUUCGGAUGAGUCCGUAGAGUCGAGUGGUCCGUAUGCAGAGCUUGUUGGCUGCCUCAUGUACCUGAUGACCUGCACACGACCUGACCUUGCAUACCCUCUGAGCAUUCUUGCACGCUAUGUUGCUCCUGGGAGACACCGACCAGAGCACAUGGCUGCAGCGAAGAGGGUAUUGCGCUACCUGUGCAGUACUUGUGAGGCUGAGAUCUACGCCGGGGCCAUGGCUGCACAGGAGCUUCGCUGGCUCACCUACCUGCUGACUGACCUUGGAGAGCCGCCUCGUUCUCCUCCAGUGCUGUACGUAGACAACAAGGCCAUGCUGGCCUUGUGUCGAGAGCAGCGCUUGGAGCACAGAACGAAGCACAUUGCUCUCCGCUACUUCCUUGCUCGUGAGCUGCAGCAGCGUGGUCAGUUGCGACUUGCGUACGUGGCCUCUGAGGCCAACACCGCUGAUGUGUUCACCAAGGCACUCGCGCCUUGUGACCAUCAGCGCUUUUGCACCCAGCUGGGUCUUGUGCCUGUCUUGCCUCACUUGCUCUCCUCUUGA